Molecule: messenger RNA, 366 nt
Organism: Staurois parvus
Lineage: Eukaryota; Metazoa; Chordata; Amphibia; Anura; Ranidae
Source: the annotation of a GenBank genome assembly
GCGGGGCGACAGGCACCGGGCCCCCAGGCGGAGCGGCGGGCGCCGGACCCCCAGGCGGAACUACAGGUCUCGGGCCCUCAGGCGGAGCGGCGGGCGCCGGACCCCCAGGCGGGGCGACAGGCCUCGGGCCCCCAGGCGGAGCGGCGGGCGCCGGACCCCCAGGCGGAGCGGCGGGCGCCGGACCCCCAGGCGGAACUACAGGUCUCGGGCCCUCAGGCGGAGCGGCGGGCAUCGGACCCCCAGGCGGGGCGACGGGCAUCGGACCCCCAGGCGGGGCGACGGGCAUCGGACCCCAGGCGGGGCGACGGGCAUCGGACCCCCAGGCGGGGCGACGGGCAUCGGACCCCCAGGCGGGGCGACGGGCCU